AUGGACCCAGUCUCGCUGACGCUCGCGGUUCUGCCGCUGUUAGGGGCCGCAAUCAAGACUUACGGUGCGCUGCGUCAGAAAUUGAAGAUAUAUGGCCAUUAUGCACGGGAAAUCCGCCGUGUCCGCAAACAGGUGGAGCGACAACAGCAAUUCUUCCAUAACGAGGGCGAGUCACUCAAGGAUGCUGUGCGUCGCCUUCGUGACAGAGUCAAGAUCACCUGGAAUAAGUCGAACUUCGAUAGCUCCAUUGCAGAUCUGCGGUCCUUCAAUGACGAUCUACGACGGCUCCGGGAGCAGGCUGAGGAACUCCAAAAGCCCAGGAAGCAAUUAGAGAGCACACAUACCCGCCUGAAACCCGAAUAUGGUAGCUAUGGGACGGUUCGACGCGCGUCGAGAGCUGUCCAUCUUGCAUUGGCAAUGGCCUGGUCCAAGCCUGCGCGGUCAUGCUCUGCUGCAAGUUUACGGCACAAGGUGAAGCUUUUUAUAGACGCCAAGGUCGAGGACCAAGUCCAUAUGGAUAUGGCACUCUUGUGCUACGGGCAUGAUUCUAGCGCAUGGAAUCAAACCCAACCUAGCGUAACAAGCUUCCAGGUGCGGUCACGAGUCAUCGACUGGAUGGAGUCAGGUGUCAACACACCUCCACGCUCAGAUGAUGGGCGUCAAAAGCGUCAGAAAGUUCGCUUCCAAGAUGACUGCACAGUCACCCGGAACUUGAUGGCCGCAGAAAGUCCGGUUCCGUUGCUGACGCCCGAAGACUCGGGACUUUCCACGAACUCGGAUGACCUAUCGGGAAAAGACAUAUGCUCGACCUUGUUCUUGAACAGAUCAUGCCAGGUCUCCAAUUCACCUAACCGAUGUCUAGGGUUCCUCGACACAUGUUCUGAAGAGACCUUUAGGCACUUCUUCUACCCUGACACUGACCCGCAAAGACUACAAGCAUGUCAUCCUGCCCCCAUGAGCCAGGCACUGGGAUAUCCGAUGGAGCAUUCCCUAUCGAUUGUCGACCAGCUUCGACUCGCUCGCAACCUGGUUGCAGCAGUCCUGAAAUUCCACUCAACACCUUGGUUGGGUUCUUGCUUUGCCCUGGCCGAUUUAUCAUUCUUCCAAAUAGGAUCUGAGCUGAGCAAAAGUCUCCGGACCCUGCAUUUCAGUACGGAUUUCGUAUAUAAGGAGACUCUUGCGCUAGAGCCGCCAUCUAUGGAGGGGAUCGAGUCAUCAUGCACACCGGGCACCUUACUAGAAGCAUUUGAAGAGGCUAUGCUCCAAUAUGGUAUCCGAAACUUGACCCUAUGGAGCCUCGGCACGAUUCUCCUCCAGAUCGGGCGCUGGUCUCAAGUUGAGUCACCAGACGAUGUUGUGGCCAUCCGAAAGCUGGCGUCACAAACCUCUACUCUGGGUCCUCGGUAUCAGCAGCUGACAGAGAGGUGCUUGUAUUGUGACUUCGGCUAUGGGUUCGACUUGUCAAAGCCGCGCUUGCAACAAGCGGUAUACGAGAAUCUGGUUUGUGAACUCAAUGCUAUGAUAGACAGUUUGAAGAUUGAUGAUCACUGA
Molecule: messenger RNA, 1551 nt
Organism: Neoarthrinium moseri
Lineage: Eukaryota; Fungi; Ascomycota; Sordariomycetes; Amphisphaeriales; Apiosporaceae
Exons: 3
Coding region: 1-1551 (516 amino acids)
Source: RefSeq, a predicted model, not a curated record